This is a messenger RNA of Prorocentrum cordatum, 883 nucleotides long. The record is from the annotation of a GenBank genome assembly. NCBI's taxonomy places the organism in Eukaryota, Dinophyceae, Prorocentrales, Prorocentraceae.
GAAGCGGGAUCGCGAGGCUCGCCAUGCCGAGUGGGGUCUCACCCUCACUGUGGUCGCGGGUGGCCCGUGGACGAGAUCCCAUCGCGCUGCUGCUGGCUACGUGCUGGACUUCGAGGGCUGCGCGCGGUGCGGUUAUGCGAGCGAGACAUUGGUUCACAGGAGCUGGCAGUGUCCUGCGAACGUGGGCCAGGAGUUAGAUUCCGCUGCAGCCCUGGUGCCACGGGCACUCGCGGGCCAUGAGUCCUCGCCUGACAUGUGGCUGCGCGGGGUGCCCGCCUCCUGCAUGACCACCCCUGUCUUCUGCGACCAGCGGGCGGAGCAGGCCGCGGUGUCCUUCGGCGCGGACGACACCCUGGAGGCAGCGAGGCGCGACGACGGCUUCGUGGUGGUCUACGGUGAUGGCUCUGGUGGGAAGCAUUCGGACGACCCGAGGCGCCGACGCUGCGCUGCCAGCAUCUUGGUCAUGGGCCAGGACGAGGAGGGUGCGUGGCCUGAGCUGGUCUGGUUCCGUGCUGUGCCUGUGCCUGGCAAAUGGCAGACGGUGCCGCGUGCGGAGAUCCUCGGCUUCGUGCUGGCGCUUGAGUCCGUCGGCGGCAACCUUAGGUACGUGACAGACCACGAGCCUCUUAGGCCCCCUGGCGAGAUCGACGUGGUCUGGGUGCCAGCGCGCACGACCCAGGACGAGCACCUGCACUUGCUCAGGUCCGAGGCGGACCUCGAGCGGGCGAUGGGCAACGCUGUUGCUGUUGCGCUCGCGAGCGCGACAGCGGCGGCGUGUUGGCGGCUCGGGCUUGCGGAGGCAGAGCCGCACACCGACGUCGUGGGCGUGGAGGCCCGCAUGGUCCGCAGGAGGGCCUGCCGAGCCCUCGACCUCGCGGCUGAG